Molecule: messenger RNA, 1479 nt
Organism: Gilbertella persicaria
Lineage: Eukaryota; Fungi; Mucoromycota; Mucoromycetes; Mucorales; Choanephoraceae
Product: caspase domain-containing protein
Exons: 8
Coding region: 1-1479 (492 amino acids)
Biological process (GO): proteolysis
Molecular function (GO): cysteine-type endopeptidase activity
Source: RefSeq, a predicted model, not a curated record
AUGGCGUAUCCUGGAUCUUAUGGCACUCAUGGCUAUGGCCAGCCACCUCAGCAGCAGCAACAACAGCAAUACGGCAACUAUCCCCCACCACCUCAACAACAAUAUGGUAACUAUCCUCCUCCUCCUCAGCAGUAUGGCAACUAUCCUCCUCCUUCUCCUCAGCAGUAUGGUAACUAUCCUCCUCCUUCUCCUCAGCAAUAUGGAAACUAUCCUCCUCCAGCUCAACAGCAGUACGGUAACUAUCCCCCUCCUCCUACUCAGCAACAAGGACAAUAUCCUUCUCCUUCUCCACAAUCAAAUUACGGUAAUUAUCCCCCUCCUCCUAGUCAUAGUCAAGACCGUAAUCAAGGAGGCCACAUUCAACCCCCACCUUACCAAGGACCUGAUCCCGUAUUCAUGCCUAAUGACCCGAAUUUGAGUCAAGCUAAUUAUCCUCAGCCCCCUCAUUCAACUCAUAAUGAAGGAGUUCCUUAUGGACAACAGCAAGGAGGUCCUGCAGCAGACCAAUUUGUGAUGCAUGUAAACCCUACUAUGCAAAACCAACCACCACCCAAUUUUAAGCUCUCGACUUGUCAAGGCAGAAAGAGAGCUUUGUUGAUUGGUAUCAACUAUUUUGGGUCUCAAAAUGAACUGAAUGGUUGUAUAAACGAUGUUAGAAAUAUGAAGCAAUUCUUAACAGAAGGUCAUGGAUUUAGAGAGGAUGAUAUGGUCAUUUUGACAGAUGACCAAAGUGAUCCCAAGUUUAUUCCAACCAAGCAAAACAUUUUGAGUGCUAUGCAAUGGCUUGUGAAUGGCGCAAGAGAGAAUGAUUCGUUCUUUUUCCAUUUCAGUGGUCAUGGUGGUAGAGUAAAGGAUACAAAUGGUGAUGAAGAUGAUGGCUAUGAUGAAACUAUUUACCCAGUAGAUCAUGAACAAUAUCAAGGCGAAUCAGGCCAAAUUGUAGAUGAUGAAAUGCAUGAAAUUAUGGUGCGUUCAUUGCCUCGAGGAGUACGUUUGACUUGUAUUUUCGAUUCAUGUCAUUCAGGUACUGCACUUGAUCUACCCUAUGUAUAUUCUACGCAAGGUAAUAUCAAGGAAGGCAGUAUCUUUAAAGACGCCGGUUCUGGUCUGUUAAAUGCAGGACUUGCUUAUGCUACUGGUAACAAAUCUGGUGCCUUGUCUUCUUUGAUUGGUCUUGGAAAGAACCUGAUGAGCAAGAAGAAUGUAGAUGAGCGCAUCAAAAAGUUUAAGAGUUCUGAAGCUGACGUAAUCAUGUUUUCUGGUUGUAAAGAUAACCAAACAUCUGCUGAUGCUAUGGAAAAUGGUGCCUCUACUGGUGCCAUGUCUUAUGCAUUUACGACUGUUAUGCGUCAAAACGGACAGCUCACUUACCUUCAAUUACUCAAUGGUGUUCGUGAUAUUUUGAAGUCAAAAUAUUCCCAACGUCCUCAAUUAUCUUCUUCUCAUCCAAUUGAUAUCAACCUCUUGUUUGUUGUAUAA